Messenger RNA from Sporothrix brasiliensis 5110, 3618 nucleotides. RefSeq names its product L-aminoadipate-semialdehyde dehydrogenase. Gene Ontology annotation, biological process: L-lysine biosynthetic process. The record is from RefSeq and is a predicted model, not a curated record. The transcript has 3 exons. The coding region runs from base 1 to 3618 and encodes 1205 amino acids. Gene Ontology annotation, molecular function: L-aminoadipate-semialdehyde dehydrogenase [NAD(P)+] activity; phosphopantetheine binding. Lineage: Eukaryota; Fungi; Ascomycota; Sordariomycetes; Ophiostomatales; Ophiostomataceae.
AUGGCCGCGCCAGCACCGCCAGAUCCGACAAUUGACCUCCAUUGGGGAGAGUUUCGUGGAGCGAUCCACGACAUCUUCGCCGCCAAUGCCAAGAAGUACCCCGACCGAGAGUGCGUCGUCGAGACCAAGAGCUCCCAGAGCAACGAGCGGUCCUUUACCUACCGCCAGAUCAACGCGGCCGCCAACCGGCUCGCCCACCACCUGCUGGCCCACGGCUGCCAGAUUGGCGAUGUGGCCAUGAUCUACGCCUACCGCGGCGUCGACCUCGUGGUGGCCUACAUGGGCGCCCUCAAGGCGGGCGCCACCGUCAGCGUCAUCGACCCCCAGUACCCCGCGGAGCGCCAGAAGGUGCUGCUCGACAUUGCACGUCCCCGGUUUCUGGUCUGCAUCGACAAGGCCAACCGCGAGUCGGGGCCGCUGUCGGCGCCGGUCCUCGAGUUUGUCGCGACGACGCUCGACCUCAAGUCGUCCAUCCCGGCGCUGCAGCUGUGCGACGACGGCGAGCUGCGCGGCGGCGUGCGCGCCGACGCGGCCGACACCACCGACGGCGGCAGGGACACACUGGAUCCGGCGACCUACAGCAGCGAAGACCCGUCGGGCGUCGAUGUCGGCCCCGAGGCGGCGCCCACGCUGUCGUACACGAGCGGCUCCGAGGGCCGGCCCAAGGGCGUGCUGGGCCGGCACUUCUCGCUGACGCACUACUUCCCGUGGAUGGCCGAGCGGUUCGGGCUGUCGGACCAGGACCGCUUCACGAUGCUGUCGGGCAUCGCGCACGACCCGAUCCAGCGCGACAUCUUCACGCCGCUGUUCCUGGGCGCCAAGAUCAUCAUCCCGCCCGUCGAGGUCAUUGCCUACGAGCUGCUGGCCGAGUGGAUGAAGGAGAGCCGCGUGACGGUGACGCACCUGACGCCGGCCAUGGGCCAGAUUCUCGUCGGCGGCGCCACCGCGCGCAUCGGCGCGCUGCGCAACGCCUUCUUCGUCGGCGACCAGCUGACCAAGAAGGACACCACCAAGCUGCGCAACCUGGCCAGCGGCGCCAACGUCAUCAACCUCUACGGCUCCACCGAGAGCCAGCGCGCCGUGUCGUACCUGCGCAUCCCCAGCAAGAACGAGGACCCGGACGUGCUCGACCGCUUCCCGGACAUCAUCCCCGUGGGCCAGGGCAUGCAGAACGUGCAGCUGCUCGUCGUCGACCGCGACGACCCCACGCGCCUCUGCGACGUGGGCGAGCAGGGCGAGCUGUUCCUGCGGGCCGGCGGCCUCGCCCGCGGCUACCUGGGCAGCGACGCGACGACGCAGGCGCUCAACCGCGCCAAGUUUGUGGCCAACUGGUUCGUCGACCGCCCGGACCCGCGCGACCGCCUCUACAAGACGGGCGACCUGGGCCGCCGCCGGCCCGACGGCAGCGUCGAGUGCACCGGCCGCAUCGACUCGCAGGUCAAGAUCCGCGGCUUCCGCAUCGAGCUCGGCGAAAUCGACGCCCACCUGUCGCAGCACCCCUUCCUGCGCGAGAACGUCACCCUCGUGCGCCGCGACAAGAACGAGGAGCACACGCUCGUCACCUACUUUGUGCCCGAGACCAAGCGCUGGUUCCAGCACCUCGAGGAGCUCGAGGCCCAGGGCGGCGGCGCAGGCCCCACGCGCUCGCGCACGUCGCGCGCUGCGCUCGACGUGCCGUCGCCCGACGAGUCCAUUGGCCAGAUGCUGCUGCGCUUCCGCUCGCUGUCUGAGGACACCAAGAAGUUCCUGGCCGGCCGCCUGCCGUCGUACGCCGUGCCCAGCCUCUUUAUUCCGCUCGCCCGGAUGCCGUUGAACCCCAACGGCAAGAUCGACAAGGCCGCGCUGCCGUUCCCCGACGAGGCCGACCUCGCCUUCCUGGCCAAGCGCCGCGCGUCCUCCGUCGCCCCCAAGCUCACCGACACCCAGCAGCGCCUCGCCGCCAUCUGGGCCGCCGUCAUCCCCAACUGCUUUGCCCGCUCGCUGCGGCCCGAGUCCAACUUCUUCGACGUGGGCGGCCACUCCAUCCUCGCCCAGCAAAUGUUCUUCCGCCUUACCAAGGAGUGGAAGGACAUUGACGUGCCCCUGCGCGCCAUCUUCCAGCACCCGACCCUCGAGGCCCUGGCCGCCGAGAUCGACCGCGCCCAGGACCCCAUCGGCCUGCGCCUCGACGCCGUGCCCCUCGAGACCGACGCCCACGCCGAGGACGAGGCCUACGCCGUCGACGCCCGCGAGCUCGCCGGCCAGCUGCCCGCCCGCAUCCCCGCCGCGCCCGCCACCUGGGACGCCGCCACCGCGUCAGGGCGCGCCCCGACCGUGUUCCUGACCGGUGCCACCGGGUUCCUGGGCGCGUACAUUGUGCACGAGCUGAUCGAGGGGCCGACGCAGUCCAACGUCAUUGCGCUCGUCCGUGCCAAGGACGCCGCCGCGGGCCUCGCCCGUCUCGAGUCGGUCAUGACGGCGUACGGCCUCUGGUCGCCGGCCUGGCGGACCGCGUCGCCCACACCCCGCGUGCAGGUGGUGGCCGGCGACUUUGCGCAGCCGCAGUUUGGCCUCGCCGACGGCGUGUGGGCCCAGCUCAGCAGCACCGUCGACGCCGUCAUCCACAACGGCGCCCAGGUCAACUGGAUGCUGCCCUACUCGGUCCUGCGCGCGGCCAACGUCCUGAGCACCAUGACGUGCAUCCAGCUCUGCGCCGCGGGGGGCGGCGGCGGCGGCGGCGGCAAGCCCAAGCGCCUCGCCUUUGUCAGCUCCACGUCGGCGCUCGACAACGACCACUUUGUCCAGCAGGCCGCCGGCCCCCACGGCACCCCGCUGCUCGAGACGGACGACCUGGCCGGCAGCCGCAAGGGCCUGGCCACGGGCUACGGCCAGUCCAAGUGGGCCAGCGAGUACCUGCUGCGCGAGGCCGGCCGCCGCGGUCUGGUCGGCGCCAUCGUCCGCUCGGGCUACAUCACCGGCGACCCCGUCACCGGCACCUCCGUCACGGACGACUUCUUGGUCCGCCUCUGGAAGGGCUGUCUGCAGGUCGGCGCGCGCCCCGACAUCGCCAACACCCUCAAUGCCGUCCCCGUCACCCAGGUCAACCGCAUCGUCGUUGCGGCCGCGUUCUACCUGCCAGCCGCGGCCGACGGCGUCUCCCUGGCCGUCGCCCACGUCACCGGCCACCCGCGCCCCACGCUCAACGAGUGGAUGGGCGCCCUCGAGGCCUACGGCUACACGGCGCCGCUCGUGCCCUACGCCGACUGGGCCGACCGCGUCAAGGCCUACGUCGACGACGAGGCCAACGCCGCCAACGCCAAUGCCGCCGCCGGCCGCGAGUUCGCCCUGCUGCCGCUCUUCCACAUGGUCGUCGGCGACCUGCCCGGCAACUCGCUGGCCCCCGAGCUCGACGACCGCCACGCCCAGCGCGCCCUCCAGCUCUACGACGCCGCCUCCACGCCCGCCGACAACGCCGUGCCCAUCGCCACCAUGGGCGUCUACCUGGCCUACCUGGUGGCCGCCGGGUUCCUGCCCGCGGCACCGGCCGGCUCAUUGGCAACGCCCCUGCCGCAGCUCAGCGAGGCGGCUCUGGCGAACAUUGCCGCCGGCCGGCUGGGCGGCCGGUCGGCUGCCAAGUAG